Messenger RNA from Osmia bicornis bicornis, 861 nucleotides. RefSeq lists its product as uncharacterized. The coding region runs from base 184 to 795 and encodes 203 amino acids. The record is from RefSeq and is a predicted model, not a curated record. Lineage: Eukaryota; Metazoa; Arthropoda; Insecta; Hymenoptera; Megachilidae. The transcript is spliced from 3 exons.
CUAUCUAUGUCACCGUUUAUGUCUUAACAGAGUUGAACAAAUUCGGACAGAUGCAAUAACAUGAUUUACUCUCUGGAAGAUAAUGAUUGAUUGUUGCGCUCGUAUGGAAGUUGGAGUUAAAUUUGUUACAUCCCUGAAAUUAUUUAAUUCAAGAAACACAGUAUUUUUAAACAAAAGCUGACGAUGUUUUGUCCCAGCAGCGUUUUAGCGCAUUUAGCGAAAUUUGUUGUGACAAUUGGUUGUAUGAGAGCUCUUAAUAAUUAUUACGGCAAAGCAACCACUUGGUCAGUUCGUGCCUUCCAAAUGCAACUUUUACACUCAAUGGUUGGAUUGCUCAGAUUUGGAGCUCCAUUUAUCACAUCAGCAAUUGAUGUUACAAAGUACUUAAGGAUCUUUUAUGACUGGUACUCCAAGAUUGUCGAUGUUAUACCUUUGGCAUUAUUUACGGCUGGUUUCUUACACGGAUAUGGCGUUAGUCAAAAAGUUUGGCUUACAGUAUUGUCCUUAGGUGUAUUGCCAAUAUUUUUUUACCUACAACCAAAGAGAAAAGAAAGUCAGAUGAGAAAGCAUCAAUUGUUAAUGAACAUUAUUUAUACCUUACAAUUGUUGAUGAUCACAUUGGUUGGUUUAAGGAAUAGUAAUUAUAAUGUUAUCAGUUUAGUUGCCUCCUAUAUUUUUGAGCGUUUUUUCAUUGACGAAUUUUGUUAUUAUUAUGAUAUACCAAGUACUGAUCUGACCCAGUAUUCUUUGUGCUUUAUAGAGAUUUUUAUGGUCUUAACUUUGAAUGAACUGUAAAUGAUUGUAUGUAUUAUUAUUAUUAUAUUUUUACAUAUUUAAGGAAAUAAACCGAAUCUUCAUUUA